AUCAUCCUUUGCGGAGAAAAUUGCGUCAUUCACGUGCGCUUGUUUUGGUCCGUCAAUGUGCGAACCAAACGUGGCUUAACAGAAAUUGGCAAUAUCCACAGAUAAACUUGUAAUUCUUCACAUUUCAUCGAUUCAAUUAAGUCCGUUAACAUAUCGUGUUGAUAAGUCAUCUGACAGUUACAGCGCGGGUCAAGCAUGUUCGCUGAGGAGGAUGAGUGGAACGAUGACCCAGAAGCCAAAGCUCUGACCAAGACGGUCAUCAGCAGUUUCAAACUGUCUGACAGCACCAAUAUCACGACAAAAUUUGUUGGGAAGAAGAAGAGUUUGUUACGGACCCUCCAAACACUGGGGUCCGUACCAAACUGGAGCAAGAGCAAUGGUGCCCCUUGGGAAGCAGGCAGUGACAGCGAAACAGAGGCCAUACUGACACCACACACCAAGAGGAAGAAGAAAAGAAGCAAAAGAGGAUGCAAGAAAGUAGCUGUUUCAGGAGAAGAGACCGAUAAGGACAGUGGAGAUUUGUGUGCCGAGGAGACUGCAGUGCCUGUAGCUAAGAAGCCAAUAAAAGCAAAGAAACCAAUAAAAGCAGGGUUCAAAAAGGUCAAGAAUAGAGAGUCCAUUAUGGGUGGUAGUAAACAAGGAAAAUCAGCAACAGAUGCUGAGAUUGAGAGAUUAAACAGAAAGCAAUGGAAAAACAAGACGAAGAACAAGAAGAAAUGUAAAAACAAAUACAAAAUCAAAAAUGGAGAGAAUACCACCCCCCCAAAAAACACACAAGCAGAGACCACUGUGCAAAAGGAUACAGAAGAUGGACCAAAAACAGUUUCUGGUGUGAACAGGGAAACCGUGGUCGUCCAGACACACCGCCACACAAAGGGGGAAAAACAGCAGAAAGAGGGUGAGCGUAAAACACAGAAAAGGAAAAAGGUCUCAGGGGGAAAAGAGACGACUUUCAAUGAGACUGUUUCCACUCCAGACACAGAAACAGUUCAAAACAAUAAGAACUUGUCAGAGAAAAAGACAAAGGGGAGCAUUCAUGAAAAAGCAGUUCCACUCGGUAAAGAGUUAAUGACAGAAGAGGAGAAACCUCGGGAGCUGGUUAGGGAGGAGCAGCACGCGGAGCCACCCGGCAGUAAGAGGAGGAAACAGGACGGGGGCAAAGGGCAAGACUGGCGGAGAGAAAAGCUCAGGAGAAUGCUCCAUGGCCAGAGCCCGGAAAAGAAAGAGAAACCUGCUGAGCAGGAGGAGGAGACACGCACCACAGAGGAGGUGAAAGAGGCUUCUGCAGACCGCUCGACUGCUCUGAGGUCCCGCAUGGAGCAGCGUUUGGAGUCAGCGCGGUUCCGCUAUAUUAACGAGGUUCUGUACACCACGUCUAGUGGGGAGGCAAAACGCAUGUUCAGACAAGACCCCCAGGCUUUUAGCAUCUACCACGGGGGCUUUACGGCACAGGUCCAGCGCUGGCCAGCUAAUCCUGUCGACGCCAUCAUCUCCUACAUACGCCGCACGCCUGCCUCUCUGGUAGUGGCAGAUUUUGGCUGUGGUGACUGCAAAAUUGCUCUUAGCUUGAAGAACAAAGUGCACAGUUUUGACUUGGCACCUAUCUGUGACCGUGUAACUGUCUGCGACAUGGCCAAUGUACCGCUCAAGGAUGGUACUGUGGACAUAGCUGUAUUCUGUCUCUCUCUUAUGGGGACUAACCUUGUGGAUUUUCUAGUUGAGGCUAACCGUGUGCUGGUGAUGGGGGGUAUCCUGAAAAUUGCAGAGGUGGCAAGUAGAUUUGAGAAUGUGAGGAACUUCAUGGGUGCUUUGUCCAGCCUGGGAUUCAAGUUGGUCACAAAGGACACAGAGAAUAGCCACUUUUACUCCUUUGAGUUUGAAAAGAUUGCAGAAGCUCCAGAGAGGGUAAAGAAGGCAGCAGGACUGGAGCUGAGGCCUUGUUUGUACAAGAAACGAUGAGGGCAACAGUGAUGAGAACAUGGGAGAAACAGUUCCAAACAUAUGUUCCAAAUGGCACUCUAUUCCCUUUAUACUGCACUACUUUUGAACAGGGCCCAUGGGGCUCUGAUCAAAGGUAGUGCACUCUAUAGGGAAUAGAGUGCCAUUUGGGAUACACCCCCAGGAGAGAAGUCAAGCAGGAAGGGCAGUAACAGAAAACGUAUCUUCUACUGGAUGUAACUGUAAAUAUGAAAAAUGACUUUCAUAGAUGAGCUGGUGUUUUUGACCCCUAAACAAUGUAUCAAGGAUUGUUGAUAUUGUCAACCGUUUGUGGGCUUUCAAAUGUUGUUUCAAAGAGAAAACAUGUUCAAAAGUUGUUUACACAACAUUGGUAUAUUUUUAUUAAAUCAAAAAAGAAUUGUAUUGCA
This is a messenger RNA of Oncorhynchus gorbuscha (pink salmon), 2366 nucleotides long. RefSeq names its product ribosomal RNA-processing protein 8-like. Gene Ontology annotation, molecular function: methyltransferase activity. NCBI's taxonomy places the organism in Eukaryota, Metazoa, Chordata, Actinopteri, Salmoniformes, Salmonidae. Gene Ontology annotation, cellular component: rDNA heterochromatin; nucleolus; chromatin silencing complex. The record is from RefSeq and is a predicted model, not a curated record. Bases 196 to 1959 code for a protein of 587 amino acids. The transcript is spliced from 8 exons. Gene Ontology annotation, biological process: regulation of transcription by glucose; cellular response to glucose starvation; rDNA heterochromatin formation.